Messenger RNA from Magnolia sinica, 3633 nucleotides. RefSeq lists its product as uncharacterized. The record is from RefSeq and is a predicted model, not a curated record. Bases 66 to 3491 code for a protein of 1141 amino acids. Gene Ontology annotation, molecular function: helicase activity. The transcript is spliced from 15 exons. Lineage: Eukaryota; Viridiplantae; Streptophyta; Magnoliopsida; Magnoliales; Magnoliaceae.
UAUAUUCCUACCCCUCCUACGUCUUCGCCAUUUCAGGUGAGUGCGUGUAGAAUUCAGUAGAGGCAAUGUCAACAGAGAAAGAAUUGGUGGAUUUCAUCUUCUCUUGGUCCAUCCAAGAUGUAUUCAACGACGAUCUCUUCAAAGAAGAGGUGGAAAAGAUCCCAGAUAAAUUUCAAUCCGUAGAGCAGUAUUAUGGAUCGUUCAUUUUUCCUUUGAUUGAGGAAACACGGUCCGACUUGUGUUCGAGUAUGGAGGUUCUCUCUAAAGCACCAGUCUAUAGAAUAGAAUCAGUUGGGGUAUCUAGUUGUAAGGAUGUAUAUGGCAUUUCCAUGGAACCUUUCAGAAACGUUUUGGGUAAGGGAGGAAAAGAAACUUCCGUUCCAAAGAAAGGAGAUAUCUAUGCUUUGUGCAAUGCGGUACCUUUAACAUUUGCUGAUCUAAACUGUGGUGGGAGAUCCUACACUCUUGGUUUAGUUACUGGGAAUAAAGAUGCUGAAAGUAGACCACCAUUUGAAGUUCAAGCCAAAGUUUCGAAGGAGGUUGUGGCGCCAGAAGGAAAGGAGAAACCUCUUUUUGCUGUUUUCUUGAUCAAUAUUAUGACAAACAAUCGUAUCUGGAUGGCCUUGAAUGCACCCUGUAGAAAUUCCAAUGUCAUAAAGGAAGCAUUGUGCACCAAUUCUUCAGUUUUGGUGAAAUCUGGUUUGGUCGAAUCGACUCAGGUUGGGGGAAGUUGCAGAAACUGUUCUUCUGGAGAAUUUGGGCAGAAGAACGAAGUUUUGUUGCAAAAAAUGCGAUCCAGUUUAUGCUCAUUCGAUCUGAAUGAGUCACAAACCAGAGCUGUAUUAAGUUCUAUAGCAGCAAAGCAAUGCAAGCAUAUGCAUUCAAUUCAACUAAUCUGGGGCCCACCGGGGACUGGAAAGACAAAAACAGUCAGUACAAUGCUACUGGCACUUCUAGCAUUGAAAUGCAGGAUAGUUAUGUGCGCACCGACAAAUGUUGCUGUCUUAGAAGUGGCCUCGCGUCUCCUGAGGUUGUGGAGAGAGUCAUGUCCUACUGACCUAUGCCGAUUGGGAGACAUACUUUUAAUGGGAAAUGAGGACCGGAUGAACAUUACUGACGAUCUCAAAGAUAUUUUUCUGAAUCACCGCAUCGAUGAGCUUUUGAAGUGCUUUUUUGGUUGGAGAGAUAAGCUAGAGUUAAUGAUAAAAUUUCUCAAAGAUUAUGUUCCUCAGUAUGGAAUCUAUUUGGAAAAAAAGGCAAAGAAGGUUAAGACGGGUGCGGAUGCCUUGACAUUUCAGGAGUAUGUCAAGAGACGAUCUGGUGGCGUUGCAUUUGGUGCCAUUGCAGAGUCACUGAAGAAUCAUAUUAGAAGCUUUUGUACUCACUUACCAUCAUCUUCACUUUCGAAAAAUAACUUUGAAAAGAUGGUUUCAGCUUUCAAGUCGAUUGAAUCUCUUGAAAGCUUGUUAUGUGCGAAUAAUGUCAGUGACAAGGAGCUCAAGAAACUAUUUAUGCAGUCCGAAGGAGAAAAAAAAUUAUGGGAGGCCCAAAACGUGUGUCUUCAAAUUCUAACAGAUCUUCAACAAAAAUUUCUGAUUCCCCAAGUUCUCAAAGAAUAUUUGAUUCAAGAUCCAAGAGAUCUUAAUGGAAAUUUUCAGUCCCCUGAAUUUUGGAAAAAAUAUUUGAUUCGAAAAUUUUCCUUGGAAAGUUCUACCCUCAUUUUUUGCACGGCUUCUAGUUCAUCUGCACUGCAUCUUUCAAAUAUCGAACCGUUUGAGCUGGUGGUUAUCGAUGAAGCUGCUCAGUUGAAAGAAUGCGAGUCGUUGAUACCAUUACAACUACCGGGUAUACAGCAUGCUAUUCUUGUCGGCGACGAGCGGCAAUUGCCUGCACUUGUUAAAAGCAAGGUUUCUAAGGAAGCUGGUUUUGGAAGAAGCUUCUUUGAGAGGUUGAGUUCAUUGGGACAUUGGAAGCACCUUCUCAACGUUCAGUACCGAAUGCAUCCUUCCAUAAGUGCUUUCCCUAAUGCGAAUUUUUAUGGGAACCAGAUUUUGGAUGAUCCAAGUGUCAAGGAUAAAAUUCACGAACGGCAUUACCUUUCACAACCUAUGUAUGGUUCAUAUUCAUUUAUUAAUAUUGACGAUGGAAGGGAGACGGUCCAAAAAGGAGGUAGCUGGAAGAAUAUGGUACAGGUGGCUGCUGUUUCGUGCAUAUUGAGAAAUCUUUUCAAAGCAUCCGUUGCUUUGGGACAGAGGGUUAGUGUUGGUGUCGUGUCACCCUACAAUGCUCAAAUUGUUGCAAUUAAAGAGAACCUAGGAAAAACGUAUGAACCAUACGAGCACUUUGUUGUGAAUGUCAAGUCCAUUGAUGGGUUUCAAGGUGGCGAAGAGGAUGUGAUCAUAAUGUCUACUGUCAGGUCUAACAAUAACGGAUCAAUCGGUUUCCUUUCGGAUACUCAACGGACAAAUACGGCUUUGACCAGGGCCAGGCACUGCCUUUGGAUUUUGGGGAAUGGGCAGACCUUAAUUAAAAGUGGUUCCAUCUGGAAGAAAAUAGUCCUGGAUGCGAAGCAUCGGGGAUGCUUCUUUAACGCUAAGGAGGAUGAGAGUUUGUCCGAAGAAAUCAUCCAUGCCAACAAACUUGAGGAUGACUUAUCAAGACAUUUUGCUUCUCUUAAUCUAGGCAAUGAACCUGGUGAUUCAGCUCGAGAGUUAAGGGGUAAGAUUUCACAUCUUAAGAGUCCCAAAAGAACUGACCCCAUGGAGGGAUUAUCAAGUAACUUAGCUUCGCGCAAUCUAGGGGAGGAACAUGGUGAUUCAGCCACAGUUUCAAGAGAUUCUAAGAAAACUCAAGAGUCAAAAUCAAGUUCACCGAAAGAGACUGGUGAUCAUUCUCGACUUGUGAAUACUAGCACUAGUGUCAAUUUCCAAAACAGGAGUAAAGGAGAAGCUGCUGGGGAAAGUAGUCAUGCAGACAUGCCCGAUGGAGGAAUUGGAGUUGACAAUCCUAAACAAAGAUCGAAGGAAAGUUCGGAGUUGAAAGCUAGUUCAUUGAAAGCAACUGGUAAUUCUCGACCUAUGGAUACUAGCACUAGUAUCGACUCCCAAACGAAGAGUAAAGGAAAAGCUGUUUGGGGAAGUAGUCACGCAGACAAGCCUGAUGGAGGUGCAGGAAUUGGAGUUCACAACUCUGAAGAAGUUAGUUCUUUUGCAAGGAGAUCUAAGGAAAGUUCAGAGUCGAAAGCUAGUUCAUUGAAAGCAACCGGUAAUUCUCAACCUAUGGAUACUAGCACUAGUAUCGACUCCCAAAAGAAGAGUAAAGUAAAAGCUGUCGGGGAAAGUAGUCACGCAGACAAGCCCAAUGGAGGAAUUGCAGUUGACAACUCUGAAGAAGAAAAUCAUACAGAUCACUUCGGUGGUCUACCAGGCCUUGUAUCUGGUGGCUUAUGCAUUGUGGGGUUUCUCCUUUAUCGAUUUUGGGCGCGGUCAUAAUACUUAGAUAUGAUUGUAAAGGUGUGAAAUUUAUUUAUAUAUGUAGGAAUUGGAAGAAGUGAAAUUGUUAUUAAUGUUGUGAGACCAGAGCAUACAUUGCUAUGUAAAUUGUCACAUAUACUAAAAGUGAGAAAAAAUAGUA